GCCAGCUCCCAGCUCCUCAUUGAGUCGCUGAAUGAAGUAACGGGCAUCGCUGAAAGAGUACGUUUGAGAUCGGAGAGCAUGUUAAGCUGCCUUGACUUACACAUAUCCGUCCAUGAAAACAUCAACAAAUAGUGGAGAAUUUCCCUUUCUUCACAGAUUGCAUGAUGUUGCCUUUCUAUUUGUGGAACAUAAUGUUAAAAAAAUAUAUAUUUUUUAUCAUUCCUUUUGUAGCUUCUUGGGCUAUAAGCUCUUUAAGAUUCUGGAGAUGUGGAGCCAAUUUAACUGAGGUUUGGAUUUUUUUUUGUUGUGUCAAAAGGACUUCCAAAUAGAAUAUUAAAGCUGGCAAGAGAUAAUUUGUAUAGUAAUCUCAUUUUAUGAUUUUCUUUGAUGAGAGAUCUUAUGAAGAGGAAGAUUUUGGUAAAAUGCAGAUCUGGUAGAAUUAUGCAUCUGAUAUAACUAUGCUUUUUUCUAUAUAUAGAUAUUACGUUGUCUCAUACCAGUUGUUUUUACAGUACCUGUCUUUUGUUUGUCUCAUAGAUGUGUAAGACUAUUUCACAUUGUUUUAGCAGAUUGCUUAGAAUGGUGAAAUGCUGUGAAAAAAAAUACUGAAAUUGUUGAAGAUUAUGAAAAAGAUGUAAAGUGAAAAAAAAAAAAUAUAUAGUAAACUUAGUGCAUUUUCCCGAUAACCAAAGGCACUCGUACAAAUCCUGUCAGCACAGUAUUUUAGAAUGUAGGAUGUAGGAUGAAGGUGGCCAUACUAAAAACUUUCAUAUGAUGCUUGUAGAUUAUUUUUGUAAAGGUAGUACAAUGUGAGAAUGU
This is a messenger RNA of Penaeus monodon (black tiger shrimp), 819 nucleotides long. RefSeq lists its product as uncharacterized. The record is from RefSeq and is a predicted model, not a curated record. Lineage: Eukaryota; Metazoa; Arthropoda; Malacostraca; Decapoda; Penaeidae.